Molecule: messenger RNA, 1239 nt
Organism: Aureobasidium uvarum
Lineage: Eukaryota; Fungi; Ascomycota; Dothideomycetes; Dothideales; Saccotheciaceae
Source: the annotation of a GenBank genome assembly
AUGCCGGUCACUUCGCCAGAUCAGACCCGAAAGCCACCAAGUACCCGCACCCUCCAACAACCUUUCGAUGCUAAGCGCCUGUCUCCAAGAGCGGAUGGUCUCAAUGCAUAUAUCAACGCCCUCCAACUCCCAGGCUGCAACCAUGUAUUGGACUUGUUGGUGCGAAAGUACAAGGAGAGUUCUCGACAGCAGAUCGAGAGCACUUCAUUGGCUGAUUGCUCCAGCCAUGUUCUCUGGACGACCCACAGUUUGGUCCUCGAGGCCAUAGCGGAAGGGAACAUCGCACAGAGAUACUUUGCGGAUGAGGACACGCGUUCGGUCUUGGACUUUCUUGCAAGUGAAUCUGCUGCAAGUCGAGUUCGUCCAGGUAUUUACUGCAACGCCAUCGGGGACAGUACCAACGAAGAUUUCCUUUCUGCAAACGAAUUGUGUCAGGUUCUGGACAUCAUGAGCAUCUACAUUGAAGACCAAGACGACGUGCUAACCAGCAGACUUGACAGUNNCUCAUAUAACCCUAGCCCUUUGGCCAGCCGGUUGAGAUACAUUCCUAGCGGAAGGGCCCAAGUCAAGAUCUCCAGCUUCGUCAAAGCUGCACGCCAGCGCUGUCUGAGAAUGGCUGAAGUUUUGGGCCACGAGACACCCCUUCCUUGCUCGAUACUUGAGUUUGGCAUGGGCCUCGAUAUUGAGUGUCGAUUGAUGGCUCAUCGCGAUCACGAGGGCUCCAACUACAUCAUGAAUCUUUUCCAAUCAUGCUGCGAGCACCUUUUCCCAGCAAAGUUCGCCCUGCACCAGUUCGUCGUGCUUCUUUUCCAAUCUUCAGAUCAGGCCUGUUUCGCCGAGGUGUUUUUCCACCUGCUCGGCCAAGGCUAUACUGAAAAUGGGGCUGGUUUUUCCCAUUGGCCCGCAGGUCUGAGCAGUGUACCCACCUAUCGUCAGUCAAGUCUGACUUGGUCCAAGUUCGCGAGUUGGAUGCGGAGAAACACACCGUGGCAGCAGAACAUACAAGUCUUCAAAGAUCGCAUGACGAUGCUAAGGUUGGACAUGCGCGACGAGAUUCAGCGUUGGAAGGAUUUGGUUGUCGAUAUCAAGGCAAAAUCCGGAGAGAUCCAAACCGAGAUGGUCCAGAACGACUUUGCAGCGGUGCAUGAGUUUCACGAAGGUAUGCCAAAUCUCGUCGAACAACUGGAGGCUGGCAUCAAAGCGAUGAUGGAAGAGCAUGAAGCACGAGGCGCGACAUGA